Molecule: messenger RNA, 3642 nt
Organism: Megalops cyprinoides (Indo-Pacific tarpon)
Lineage: Eukaryota; Metazoa; Chordata; Actinopteri; Elopiformes; Megalopidae
Gene: mtmr7b
Product: myotubularin related protein 7b
Exons: 14
Coding region: 340-2265 (641 amino acids)
Biological process (GO): dephosphorylation
Molecular function (GO): phosphatase activity
Source: RefSeq, a predicted model, not a curated record
UCCAGUCGAAGUACAGAAAAAAAACGGACCCUUGCGUCAGACCAGCAGCCGCUCACAGGGCAGGCUUUAAGACCGCGUUGUUCUCAUCUCCCGAUCAGAGAGGCUGAUGGGUGAAUCUCCGACGGCACCGCAAAGAGGCAACCAUGGGCGCCUUACCUGAGGGUCGCCCCAUCCAAUAACAAAGCGCACCGAUCACGCAGAAUAUUUUAUCCAUUUCGUUUGGGGCACGAGAAUUAGAAUGUCCGAAAACCUCACGUCGUUUGUUUUUAUCAAAUCAUAACGAUUUUAUCAAAUCAUCGAAUUCAUUUUCAGACGCGCUUUCUGCCGGACCAUACAGUGAUGGAGCAUAUACGAACUCCGAAGGUUGAAGGCGUUCGUUUGACUGACAGAGCCUCCCCCCGCAGAACGUGUCUGGGCACCCUGUACCUAACGGGGACGCACACCAUCUUUGUAGAGAACGCGCCGGAGAUUCGCAAGGAAACCUGGAUCCUGCACAGCCUGGUCAGUGGCGUGGAGAAGCAGCCCCCGACCCCCUCAGGCUGCCCCCUGCUGAUUCGCUGCAAGAACUUCCAGGUCAUCCAGUUCCUCAUCCCGCAGGAACGGGACUGCCAGGACGUGCACCUCUCCCUCGCUCGCCUCUCUCGGCCAGAGAGAUAUGGAGAACUGUACUGCUUCUCCUUCAACCCCAAAGUGGACAAAGAGGAGCGAGAAGAAGCCUGGAGCUUCAUCGACCUCAAAGCCGAGUACAGUCGGAUGGGCAUACCCAAUCACCUCUGGCAAAUCACUCAUGCCAACAGCGAGUACAGGAUUUGCGACACCUAUCCCUCCGAGCUGUACGUCCCCAAAUCGGCCACGCCCCCCAUCAUCGUGGGCAGCUCCAAGUUCCGGAGCAGGGGACGCUUUCCCACGCUCUCGUACUAUCGCCGUGACAACCAGGCCUCUAUCUGUCGCAGUAGCCAGCCCCUCUCUGGGUUCAGUGCUCGCUGUCUGGAGGACGAGCAGAUGCUGGAGGCCAUCAUGAAGUCGAACCCGGGCAGCCAGUUCAUGUACGUGGUGGACACCAGGCCCAAGCUGAACGCCAUGGCUAACCGAGCAGCGGGGAAGGGCUACGAGAACGAGGACAACUACUCCAACAUCAAGUUUCAGUUCAUCGGCAUCGAGAACAUUCACGUCAUGCGGAGUAGCCAGCAGAAGGUUCUGGAAGUUUGCGAGGCCAAGUCUCCCUCCAUGGGCGACUUCCUGUGGGGGCUGGAGAACAGCGGCUGGCUCAAGCACAUCAAAGCCAUCCUGGAUGCAGGCAUCUUCAUCGCCAGGGCGGUGGCGGAGGAGGGGGUCAGUGUUCUGGUGCACUGCUCGGACGGGUGGGACCGGACGGCUCAGGUGUGCUCCGUGGCCAGUGUGCUGCUGGACCCGUACUACAGAACCCUGAAGGGCCUCAUGGUGCUCAUUGAAAAGGACUGGGUGUCAUUCGGCCACAAGUUCUGCCACAGAUACAGCCACCUGGACGGGGACCCGAAGGAGGUGUCCCCCGUGCUGGACCAGUUCCUGGAGUGUGUGUGGCAGCUGAUGGAGCAGUUCCCCUGCGCCUUCGAGUACAAUGAGCGCCUCCUCCUGCAGGUGCACAUGCACCUGUACUCCUGCCAGUACGGCAACUUCAUGGGCAACAGCGAGAAGGAGAGGAAGGACCUGAGAAUUCGGGAGAGGACCCACUCCCUGUGGGCGCACCUGUGGAAGAACAGAGCCGACUACACGAAUCCUUUGUACAGAUCGGACCACAGCCAGACGCAGGGAGCACUGCGGCCUGUCACCGCCCCCUACUGCUUCAAGCUGUGGAGAGGCAUGUACAGCCGCUCGGAGAGGGGCACGCGCCCGUUCCAGUCGGCGGUGGACUUCCUGAUGGCCGUGAAGGAGGAGACACAGCAGCUGGAGGAGGAGCUCUCCACCCACGAGGCGAAAAUUGCGAAUCUGGAGAAGCAGGGGAAGAGAGUGCAGGCCAAGGAGGGCCCAGCGGGUAAGAACAGUGAGGCAAACACUCCCCAGAGCUACACUGGCAGCCUCCCCACCAACAGCCCCGUCCAGCAGGGGGAGCUAGAGAGCUCGCAGCUGAUCCUGCCCCGGGAUGUUCUGAAGAGCUCCGACCCCGACCUCUCGGUCAACAGCGAUCAGGAGUCGGGCGUGGCCGACCUCAGCUGCCUCUCACCCAUUGGUGGGGAGGGGAGCGUCAAGGACCCUGACUCAGACGAGGCUGCCUACUGCACUGCCUGAUCACAAAUCGUGCACUGGCAUUGCAUUGUGGGUAUCUUUCCAGAGGCGUGGACUGUGAAAUGAAAAAUCAGGCAGGGUCAAAGACUUUGAAACAGAGGGCCAGUUUGACUUCAGCUGAGAGCAGGGAUUGAACUCUGUGUGUGUAAAGAUGGACUAGUCACUGUAUGUGAAUUACCAGAGUAAUCAGUGUACCCUUUCAGCUAGUCUUCUUUUCCAUGUAAUACAGGCAAAUUUGUCUGUGCUAUAUAUUCCCUUUGGUACGAACAAACUCCAAAUAAUUUAAACUUGAUCUUGGGGUCUCUUUUGAGGACAAUGUUUACACCACAGGCAAGAUGCUUUUUGGUGCAAUAUUUAAUGCAUAUUAUGAAAUUAAUAUAUGUAGUCUUUGUAGUUAGUCAAUGAAUAGGGUAUAAAAUAUAAAUGGACAAUUUUAGCAAAAUUUUAGCAAAACUUUCCACAUGUAUUACAAAAACAGACGAAAAGUAGUUUUUAGAGGUACAGUUAGCAGACGGAGUACAGGAACACUGGAAAUACGUAGGUGCACUAAAAUAGAGGGUUACUUAUUUUUCUCUAGUAUCUUUUUACUAUGAGAAGCACAUUUCUGUGACUAACACUUUUCUCCAACUUCCAAUUUGUUUUCUUAUUUUAAGAGUAAACAUCUUGACAUAAGAAAAUUGUUGAGUUUGUGAAAAGUUUAAGCCACAUUGUUAGAUACACUAGACACAGGUGAGAAAACACUGAAAAUGACUCCACUGCAUUCAUAUUUAACAGAUUUUGUAAUUAUAAAUAUUGUGGAAAAUCCCCUUUUCAAUGCAGCAUCUGAUGUGUGUUCACUUGAAGGGAGGCCUGAUUAGAAAAAAUACAUGUUCUAACCACAACAGGAGGUCAAGGUGACCAUGCUGCUGAGAGCCAGUCAGAACCCAGUCAGGAACCAAAAAUGUAAAGCAUUCUCCUUUUUACCUUUUGGUCAUAAAAAUGUUGCUUCUUUCAGGAUCUCAGAAAUGCACUGUUUCUUAUGAACAGAAUCAAAAUUAAUGACGGUAUGGAAACAGUUCUUUACACAUUUUUGUUACCUUGACAAGUUAUUAUUUAUUUCAUAUCAAAUUAUGACAAUAUUGUACAUUGCCCACAGAACUUGUAAGACUGCAUUACAUGACUUAAAAGUAUUUAAAGUGUAACAUUUGACUGUUUGUAUGCUUUCUUGGUUCAGUAGUAUUCAGUAGUAUUUCUCAGUCGUACAUGCCAAAUAUCAAAGAUGCACUAAAAUGUAGAAAAACGUUUCAUAAAUAAAAUCACUGCCCACUCAGUUUUACUUCUGGGAAAAAAAAACUAUAUUAUCCUUCACAAAAGAUCAGCUCUCACCAUUCCUGAAUAAAG